AUGGUGAGCUGUGUCAGAGUGGCAGUGGACACCAGCUCGAAGAUCACCACCAAGGACUAAAAAAAGAAGUAGUUUGUGGAGUAGAUGGGGAAUGGAAAAGAUGUACCCACUAAUGGGAAUGCUAAUGAGGAAAAUAAGGAACAGGAUGCUGACAAUGAAGUAGACAAAGAAGAGGAAGAAGGUGAGGAGGAAAAGGAUGGAGAUGAAGAUGAGGAAGCUGAGGCAGCUACAGGCAAAUAUGCAGCUGAAGAUGAUGAUGAGGACAGUGUUGACACUAAGAAGCAGACCAGUGAGAAUGACUAG
Orycteropus afer afer is the source of this 303-nucleotide messenger RNA. The record is from RefSeq and is a predicted model, not a curated record. NCBI's taxonomy places the organism in Eukaryota, Metazoa, Chordata, Mammalia, Tubulidentata, Orycteropodidae.